UACCCGAAUAGAGCAAUUGGAACAAGUGCAAGACUCGAUCUUAAAGGGCCAAAAGGACUUCCAAUCAUCGGCAACCUAGUAUUGACUGCGCAAAAUGCGGAAAGGUUCAAUGACCACUUGUCUGAACUGAGUCGAAAAUACGGUGAAACAUGCACAUAUACUUUACCUGGUAUGCGAAUUGUUGUGAUCAGUACGCCGAAACAGGUAGAGCAUGUUCUGAAAGACAAUUUUCAGAACUAUUUAAAGGGACCUCAUAGCAAGCGUGUGAUUAGGGAAUUAUUUGGCGAUGGAAUUUUCAAUGUUGAUGGGGAAUCAUGGAAAUUUCAACGAAAACUUCUAAUUCCAGUUUUUCAAGGAAAAAAUUUUCGUGAAAUAAUUUGUCAUGGGUUUGAAGAACACACAAAAAUUGUGCUCGCAAUUUUAUCAAAAGCAGCCGAGACGGGGGAAACCAUAGAUCUUCAAAGUCUAUUCCUUCGCUUCACUUUUGACGUCUUCACAAAAAUCUGCUUCAAUAAAAAUUUUAACAUUCUGACUAAUCCCGAGAACGUGGCAACUUUCGUCAUCGCAUUCGAUCAUUUCCAAUCAGUAAUUAUGAAGCGUGCAUUUAAUCCUUUAUGGCCAAUUCUAGAAAUGUUCUCUGAGACCGGACGAAACAAUCGUAAAUAUCGUAAAAUACUUGAUGAUUUCGCGUGUAGUAUGAUUCGAGAACGACUACAGGAGCCUCUAAAGAUGGAAAGUCCUACUGAUAUCUUGCAAUUGUUUAUGGAUGCUAAAAACGCUAACGAAGAAAGCUUGAAUGAUAAAGAAUUACGUGAUAUGAUCCUUAAUGUGAUGGCAGCUGGACGAGAUACUAGCGCAAUCGCAAUGUCGUGGAUGAUGUAUAGAAUAAUGACAAAUCCUUCUGUCGAGAAAAAUUUAUUAAAAGAAUUUGACUCUCGCGUUACGCCCGAGAAUCCGAUCUCUGACUAUGAUAAUAUUAGUAAAUUCGCAUACGCCCAAGCAACAUUGAAUGAAACAUUGAGAUUGCACCCGAGUUUGCCAAUUAAUGCUAAGAUUACAGUAAAGGACGAUAUAUUACCCGGAGGCAUACCAGUAAAUGCUGGCGAUAUGGUAUUUUGGGCUCCAUAUAGCAUGGGUAGAGACGAACACAUCUGGGGUAAAGAUGCUAAUGAAUUUAAACCAGAACGAUUCUUGAAAUCCGGUGAAUUUAUCAGGCCAAGUUCGUUUAAGCAUGCUGUUUUCAAUGCUGGACCACGAAUAUGUCCUGGGCAGGAGUUUGCAACAAUCGAAGUGAUAAUUCUAAUAACAACGAUGCUCAAAAACUAUAGUUUUGAGCUGUUGACUAAUGAAAAAAAGAUUACAUAUUCAAAAUCGAUUUUCCUGCCAAUGAAGCAUCCAUUGAUGGUCAAAGUUACUAAACGCGAAGUAUCGGUGUCUUAA
This is a messenger RNA of Ambispora gerdemannii, 1440 nucleotides long. NCBI's taxonomy places the organism in Eukaryota, Fungi, Glomeromycota, Glomeromycetes, Archaeosporales, Ambisporaceae. The record is from the annotation of a GenBank genome assembly.